AUGCGGAGCCCUCGGCCACGGAGCCCCGAACCAGACGACGAGGCGAGGAACCCUGGAAACAACCUCUACGUGACCGGCCUGUCCAUGCGGACGACAGAGGUGGAGCUGGAGAAGCAUUUCUCCAAGGAAGGAAAGGUGGCGGAGUGCAGGCUCGUCCUAGAUCCGCGCACCAAGGAGUCGCGCGGCUUCGCGUUCGUCACCAUGGAGAACAUCGACGACGCGCGCCGCUGCCUCAAGUACCUCGACCGCUCCAUCCUUGAGGGCCGCGUCAUCACCGUCGCGCUCGCAAAGAGAAAGCGCGCUCGAACCCCAACUCCUGGCAAGUUCCUGGGCACUCGUAGCCUGAAGGAGACUGUCGUGGCCGGUGGUGACCGCGGUUAUGGUGGUGACAGGGAGUUCAAUCCCCGCCGAUCAUCACCAGACUAUCAGCCUUACCGCCGAGACAGAUCACCCGAUUACGGCCCAUAUCGUGGAGCAGCUGCUGUCUCCCACGUGGCUGCGAUAUCCAAUGACGCGCAAGACGAAGAGAGGCUCAUAGGAUGGAAGGGGGAAAGCUUCAACUCAACCAGAGAGGAAGACCCUUCUCAGCGGCAGUGGAUAGAGCUCAUCUCGUGGGAGCCUAGGGCCUUUCUCUUCCACAAUUUCCUGACCGCGAAGGAGUGCCUGUAUCUUAUCCACAAAGCAGCACCCAACAUGGUCAAGUCAACUGUAGUGGACAGCGACUCAGGCGGCUCCUACAGCAGCAAGAUCCGGACGAGCUCAGGGUCGUUUCUAUCGCGGGGAUCAGACGAGGUGGUGACGUCUAUCGAGAAGAGAAUAUCCGAUUUCUCCCACCUGCCCGUGGACCAUGGGGAGGCUAUACAUGUGUUGCACUACGAGCCAUCCCAGGAGUACCAGGCUCACUUUGACUAUUUCCACGAUGACAUUAAUACUCGCAAUGGGGGGCAGCGGCUCGCUACUGUGCUCAUGUACCUAUCGGACGUGGAGGAAGGGGGAGAGACGGUGUUCCCAGCAGCAGAGCUCACCCCAGACAACAUCCACUCGCCGAUACCGCCAGACUCAGAACUUUCCCAGUGCGCCAAGGGAAUGCUGGCAGUGAAGCCCAAGAGGGGGGAUGCACUGCUGUUCUGGAACCUCAAGCCCGACACAACGCUUGAUCCAAAGAGCUUGCACGUGGAUGUUAGCCCUGCAGGUACUGCACUGGCUGUGAAGCUACUGCACUCGAUACGGAAUGCAUUCACUCGUUGCUACUGCACUGGCUGUGAAGCCCAAGAGGGGGGGCGCACUGAUGUUCUGGAACCUCAAGCCCAGUACAGUCAAACCAAAGAGCCUGCAUCCUGGAUGCCCAGUUAUUCGUGGAAACAAAUGGAGCGCCACCAAGUGGAUUCGUGUACAACCUCGGCAUGGACAAUAUUGAUUUAUUCAUCGCGCCAGCACCCAACGACCCCUCGGGCUGGCAUGGCGGGCGUUGGCGGCGCGUUCGGCGGGAGCCGGUCGCUGCAGCCGGUUCCCCCAGAGAAGGGCGUGUUCCCAUUGGACCAUUUCGGGGAGUGCAAAGAGGUGAUGCGCGAGUACAUGGACUGUUUGAAGCAGCACGGCAACCAAUCAGACAAGUGCCGAGACAUUGCCAAGAAGUACCUGCAGUGUCGCAUGGACAGGAACCUCAUGGCGCCUCAGAACCUGUCAGAGCUGGGAUUUGAUUCAACUCCAGCCACAGGAGAAGCAUCGACAGCAGGAAGAGCAACUGCAGGUCAACAGUCUACUGAAUCUCCGGCAGCUGCAGGUGCUGUUGAGGAUGGUUCCAGUAACACCACCAAUAGACGAGAGGCUCGAGGAUUUAUUGCUGGAAUUAAUCCUCGAUAG
Closterium sp. Yama58-4 is the source of this 1863-nucleotide messenger RNA. NCBI's taxonomy places the organism in Eukaryota, Viridiplantae, Streptophyta, Zygnematophyceae, Desmidiales, Closteriaceae. The record is from the annotation of a GenBank genome assembly.